AUGGACCCCCUCUUCCCCCAGGGCCCCCUCAAUCCUAUUGAAGGGGUUGAGCAGUCCUCAGACUCCCCGGGAACCUCCACCCGUUACAGCAAGCACAUCAUCUUGACCACAUACCCAGGUCAGAGUGGCAUUGAGCCAGUUCCUCUCGAAUGGGGUGCGGCGGAUGCCAAAUCCCGAGGUCCGAUCGUGGUUUCACGCAGCGGGAACCUCCUGAAGCGCCGCAACGCCAUCGGUGCCCACGGCGGUAGUUAUAGCAUCUAUAAUGCCCUUGCAAUUGCAGCCGGUGACUUGGAUGCGGACUUCCGACCUGAUCUCCGCAACUCUGAGCCGACCUUUAACUUCCCGUGGCAGCCAGCGUGGGCGGAUAAGACCAAGAUCGUAUCUUUGGACCCAUAUGGCCAUGAUAUCGUCAACCAGUUCAAGCAAGAGCUGGAGGCGGGCUGGGAUAUCCGUCCCACCAUGGCAGUGACCCGUGCUAACAUGAAGCUGGCGGAGAUCGCGGAGGAUGUGAAGAACGGCCUCCUCGAGGUUGAUGGAUCGAUUCUGGUGGACUCUUCGGGUGAGGUGCGCGUGACCAAGGUCGCCGCCGAGCCGGUGUGGUAUCUCCCCGGGGUUGCGGAGCGUUUCGGAGUCGACGAGGGUACUUUGCGUCGUACUUUAUUCGAACACACUGGUGGAAGCUACCCGGAGCUCAUCACCCGACCGGAUCUCAAGACGUUCCUGCCACCCAUCGGCGGUCUGACUGUGUAUAUCUUUGGUCCACCGGAGCGGAUCGCCGACGAGAAUGUCAAGUUGGCAUUGCGCGUUCACGAUGAGUGUAACGGAAGUGAUGUCUUUCAGUCAGAUAUCUGCACCUGUCGACCGUAUUUGGCCUUUGGUAUCCGCGAAGCCGUGCGAGAGGCCCAAAACGGCGGCAGCGGUGUGGUGAUCUACUUCCGCAAGGAAGGCCGAGCCCUAGGAGAAGUCAUCAAGUAUCUGGUGUACAAUGCGCGAAAGAGAGGCGGCGACACCGCCGAUAAAUACUUUACCCGAACAGAGAACAUUGCUGGAGUCCGCGAUAUGCGAUUCCAAGCCCUCAUGCCCGACAUCCUGCACUGGCUCGGCAUAAAGAAGAUUGACCGCAUGUUGUCAAUGUCGAAUAUGAAGCAUGAUGCCAUUGUUGAUACUGGCAUUAAGAUCCUCGAGCGCAUUCCCAUUCCGGAUGAGAUGAUUCCCAGCGACUCUCGUGUCGAAAUCGAUGCCAAGAUCCAAUCGGGAUACUUCACCACCGGAAAGAAACUCACAGAUGAAGAGUUGACCCAAGUGAAGGGCCGUGGCUGGGAGAAAUGGGAGGACAUUGCGGUAAGUGGAAACACUCUGCUUUUCAAACGUUGUUUCUGA
Penicillium olsonii is the source of this 1380-nucleotide messenger RNA. NCBI's taxonomy places the organism in Eukaryota, Fungi, Ascomycota, Eurotiomycetes, Eurotiales, Aspergillaceae. The record is from the annotation of a GenBank genome assembly.